Molecule: messenger RNA, 3354 nt
Organism: Eupeodes corollae
Lineage: Eukaryota; Metazoa; Arthropoda; Insecta; Diptera; Syrphidae
Gene: Gnf1
Product: replication factor C subunit 1
Exons: 4
Coding region: 99-3134 (1011 amino acids)
Biological process (GO): DNA replication; DNA repair
Cellular component (GO): DNA replication factor C complex; nucleus
Molecular function (GO): DNA binding; ATP hydrolysis activity; DNA clamp loader activity
Source: RefSeq, a predicted model, not a curated record
UACGAUCUACUUUGAAUUAAACAAACAAAUUUGGCGGCGACAGAUAAGGUUUGGUUUUGCAAAUAAAUUUUAAGCAAUAUAUUUUAAAAUUCGGAAACAUGCAACGAGGUAUUCAAUCCUAUUUCAAUAAAGUUUCUACGAAAAAAACUGAACCUACUACAUCAACCACCAAGAGAAAGGCUCUUGUCAUAUCCAGCGAUGAAGAAAAAAGUCCAACCAAAUCUUCCAACUCCACACCGAAUAAAAAACAGAAAAUUUCAAAAACGUCCGAGCAAUUCAAAUCAAAAGAUGCCCAAGCAAAACCAGGAAAAUCUCUUAAGCCCGCUGAUGUCUUAGCUUUGUUUGGUGGUGAAACUACUCGCGAAACUAAGAAGCAACCCAAAUCAAGUAACAAAGGCAAUAGCAGCGUCGAAGACACUAGUCCUCCAAAAAGUACAUCACAAAUAUCAAAAUCUAUCUCGCCCGUCGACGUCGCUUCUAAUCAUAAACACGAUGUCGAUAAUAUAACCACUAAGGCAAGUUCCAAAAAGCCAGCUUUGUCACAGCUUAUUAACGAAAUUGAUAAACCAGACAAAGUAUCAAUACAGAAAAAGAAACUAACAGAGGAUAAUCCGAAGGAGUCAGAGUCUCCUGGAAUUGAGGAGACAUCAACAUCAAAGCAAAGGUCUCGAAUUAAAACUGAAGAUGAAGACAAACAUGAGAAAAAAUCUGCUCCAAAUAAGCAAUUGAACCGAUCCAUUAAGAAGGAGAACUCUUCGAAUUCAUCGGAAAUAAAUACGUCUUUCAAGGAGAGUAAACAAUCGGAAUUAGAAUCUAGUAUUCUUUCUGAUGAGGAGAGGUUUGAGCGUAAACGUAUGGCUGCGGUUCUUUACCAGAAAUAUAAAAACAGGCAGUCUGUGAUCAACCCUGGCAGUAAGGAAAUUCCAAAAGGAAAACCAAAUUGCCUAUCAGGAUUAUCGUUUCUUGUUACCGGAAUUCUUGAAUCUAUCGAACGCGACGAGGCUAAUUCAAUUAUUAAGGAACUUGGAGGAAAAGUUUCUUCCACUGUCGGUAAACGACUUAAUUACAUUAUUGCUGGUGAAGAAGCUGGUCCAAAAAAACUUGCAGAUGCCGAAGCUCUUGGAAUCCCUCUUUUGAAUGUUGAUGAAUUUUUUAAUUUGAUAAGAGAAAAAUCCGGUGAAAAAGUCAAAUCGGAAAAAGAUGUAACUGAAUCCAAAACAUCAGACAAAACGAAGAAAACUCCGACUAAGCGCAAACAUGAUGAAUUAAAAAUAAGCCCAGUAAAGAUCAAGAAGGAAUCGGAGGUUGUCGAGAGUAAAGUUUCAGCAAAUAUUAAGAAAACAAAUACAGCUUCGAGUGAAAUUAAAAUAGAAGAUAAAACCAGUGUCAAGAAGGAGGAAAUUGUGGAAGCUAAACCUGAAGCAAAAGUUGUUUCCGAAAACAAUAUUGCAUGGGUAGAUAAAUAUAAACCGACUUCUGUUAAACUUAUAAUUGGUCAACAAGGACCGGCAAGCAAUUGCUCGAAGCUUAUAAAUUGGUUAACCAAAUGGCAUACGAAUCAUAGUGGUUCUGGUGCAAAAAAAUUGCAAAAACCAAACCCAUGGGCUAAAAACGAUGAUGGGAGUUAUUAUAAAGCAGCUCUACUUUCUGGACCUCCAGGAGUAGGUAAAACGACUACUGCUACUCUAGUUUGUAAAGAACUUGGGUUUGAUAUCAUAGAGUUCAACGCAUCAGACACACGCAGUAAGCGGCUUCUUAAAGAAGAAGUGUCUGAACUUUUGUCGAACAAAUCUUUGCAUGGUUAUUUUUCUGGAAAUACUAAUGUUGUAUCCAAGAAACAUGUCCUCAUAAUGGAUGAAGUUGAUGGAAUGGCAGGCAAUGAAGAUCGAGGAGGCAUUCAAGAACUGAUAUUACUUAUCAAAGAAGCACAUGUACCUAUAAUUUGCAUGUGCAAUGAUCGUAACCAUCAAAAAAUGCGUUCACUCGUAAAUUACUGCUAUGAUUUGAGGUUUAAUAGACCGCGCUUGGAACAAAUUAAAGGUUUUAUGAGGAGCAUUUGUUUUAAAGAGAAGAUCAAGAUAAGCCCAGAGAAAAUUGAUGAGAUUAUUCUAGCAACUAACAAUGAUAUUCGACAGUCAGUGAAUCAUAUUUGUUUGUUAAGUUCAGGGGAAAAUAUAGAAAAUAAAACCAAGGACGCAAGAACUGCACAAAAAGAUCUUAAAAUGGGUCCAUGGGAGGUUGUACGUAAAGUUUUCUCGGCGGAAGAGCAUAAAACAAUGUCUUUGGCAGAUAAAGCAGAUCUCUUCUUCCACGACUACAGCAUGGCGCCUCUUUUUGUUCAACAAAACUAUCUGGCGGUAUCACCUAGUGGUCCAAAGUCAGAAGUCCUUAAAAAAGUUGCAUUGACUGCUGAUGCAUUAUCCUUAGGGGAUAUGGUUGACAGACGGAUAAGAACAAAUUCAGCAUGGACUUUAUUACCAGUGCAAGCUGUAUUAAGCUCUGUUCUGCCAGGCGAUUAUAUGGAAGGUCAUUUCACCGGACAGAUAAACUUUCCUGGCUGGUUGGGAAAAUAUUCCAGAAGCAAUAAACGCAGCCGACUAGCUCAGGAGAUUCAUGAUCACACAAGAAUUCGAACAUCUGGUUCUCGCCUUUCUAUUCGCAUGGACUACGCACCAUUUCUUCUGUCGAAUAUUGUGCGGCCAUUGAGGGAUCUUGGAUUAGAGGGUGUCGAAGAGAGUUUGAAAGUACUUCAAGAAUAUCGACUUUUAAGAGAGGAUAUAGAUUCGCUUAUCGAACUAACUACAUGGCCGGGAAAAAAGAGCGUUAUGGAUGCCGUUGACGGCCGAGUAAAGGCAGCUCUGACAAGAUCAUACAACAAAGAAAUUCUCCCCUAUUCAUAUUCCGCAGUAACAAGUGUCAAAAAGAAAAAAGCUGAUAAUGAGGAUGAUAUGUUGGGAGUGCUGGAUACAGAAGAAGGUGAAACGGUAGCAGUUGAAUCUGAAGAAGAAGACAAUAGUCUAGAUAAUGAUAAUCUCAUCAAAGCCAAGAAAAAGCCUACUCCAUCGACAUCUAAAUCAUCUAAGAAGACAAAUGUUCCUACAAAACCAAAGACUGCAGGAAAGUCGAAAAAAUAAUUUAAGAAUUUAUGAGACACCUAUUCUUGAUUUUAAAUCAAUCUAGGCGUUCUUAAAGUUACACUUGUUCAAAUUACAGUUAAUCAACCUAUUAUUCUUAUAUAAAUAUGUAUGUUUUUUGUUUCCCAAAAGCAACCGCUUGAUUAUUUUUCUUUUUACUUACUAUUUACCAAUUAAAGCAGUUAAUAUCAACGAAAACAAUUGUAUUUUUUUGUUAGAA